This is a messenger RNA of Spirometra erinaceieuropaei, 4593 nucleotides long. The record is from the annotation of a GenBank genome assembly. NCBI's taxonomy places the organism in Eukaryota, Metazoa, Platyhelminthes, Cestoda, Diphyllobothriidea, Diphyllobothriidae.
AUGCCGUUGUCACCGUUGCCCCUCCUCCUUCUCUUGAUGCUCAUUCCAAUGACUGCAUCAGCGACAGUCGAGGCUCUCAACCAAACUCGACUUCAUGACCUAGAGCCCGGCCCUCCGACGGACUUGCUCAUUGACCUCGAGGUGAGGCGACUGCGCCUGCGUUGUCCUCCUACACACGCCACUUGGUUCUUACCACAGACCCUGACGCACAGCUUGCAGGCCACGCGAGUGAAGCUUUCACCGGACCCGGCCUCUUCCAAUUACCUAGAUGUGAGUUUUUCUGCCACCGAGGCGGCAGCCGACCGUGCAGCAUUGCGAGGUCAGUACACUUGUUGUCCCUAUGAUCGCCUCACCCUCCGACACCUCUCCUCCAGUUCCUCCCGAGGCCGACUCUAUCGUCUGAAGACACCAGCCUGCUGUCCCUGUUGUCCCUGGCCUGAGGAAGAAUCCUGCAACCAACUUCCGUGGAAUGAUUCUGUUUUGUUUUCCUCUGGCCCCUCUUGUCUGCAUGUCUUUGUCUACACCGGUGUGGUGGAAAGUGUGAGCCAGCAGGUUAGUCCUCGCUGGGGAUCACGGUUCCUGUUUCCCUGUCCCCUGCCGGCCCCACCGCCUCCAACAGGUGAGAUCCCUCUAAAAAUCUACCGCCAGAUUGAGAAUAUUCCUGCUUCCAGAGAGCUGUGGUUCACUAGUCGGAACCACGCCAGUGGGCACUAUGACCCUCGGAUCGGUUUUUGUAGUCAUCAUCGCCAGUUAAAGCAUUACUUCAUGAUUCACGUAUGUGAAUAUGCGCCCAGUUCGGGCGGACUGAGGCGUAUCCUCAAAGUGAGACCACCUCCUGCACCACCGUCCCUUCCGCCAACAGUGAGGCUGCUACUUGGCGACCAAUCUCGCCAUUCCCCGUUGACUGAAGUUCCAAGGCUGAAGAGCGAACAGGAGAUUCCCACCUUUCGAACAACGUUGGGAAGUAAAGUAGCUGUUCUGUGUGAAGCCAGUUACACGACCAUGGUCAUAAUUCAGCAACCUCCGCGAAUUUGUUUCCGUUGGCGCUUAGUUGAGAACGGCACAGACGCUGACUGGCUUCCAAUUGAGUGCCUUCAGAUGAGACCAUCGUCCGGACGGCGGUCAGUAUACGCACAGCACCGCCACCAUUUCACUGUUCGUCGGCCUGCCAGUGUGGUGGAAUGUGAAGUUACCGAAAUUAGUAGGGCCACGGAUUCUCAACGUGCCAUUGUCCGACUAGAGGCAACAAAUGCCACCGAGAAGACACUUCGAAUAAUCACUUCACUGUUCCAUGAAAAUGAAACCAACUACAAGAUAUUUCACGAAAUGACUGACGAAAACUUGACGACCACGCUUUUUGUUCACGACACUAGUCGGCCUGAAAUCUCCCUCUACUUCUUCAGCUAUAACGAAAUUGGCACCAUCGCAGCCUGCUACGAUCCCUUCCCGAGUGGAAAUGAGACGGUCACUCAUCUUUCUCGGAACAUAGAUCGAUGGGUCUGUGCUGUUAAAAUCCCACCGGGGACGCAAAAUGUACUUAUUACGCUCCAGCAGGGGAAUGUGCGGAGUAAUGUGUCAAUUUACACGUCGCCCCAGUAUCAUGUCAGCGGCCUCCAUGGGUUUUUAGAUUAUCCUUACAAUCUGUCCUGUGUUCAGCACGCCGUCAGCUCUAGGAAGAUUGCGCAACUGUUCGCCCAGAGCUUGGCUUCCAUACGCUGGCUUGUCUUCGCUGAUGGGAUACUUCUUCUCAAUCAGUCACGGAGUAACUCUUCAGUCAGCCUUAUGCUACCCCCAUUUGUGAAUCGUUCAUCCCUGUCUCAGGCUCCACUACUUUCUCAUACGACAGGGCAAACCACUUUUUUAGGUUCUGACAUCGAGAAGCAACGAGACGUAGACUAUAUACUUGGAGAACUGAAUCGUAUUCGUUUGCCAGAUUGGCAGGCUCCUCCACGUAAUGUCUGCGUCUCCUGUGAGGCUCAACAUACAGUCGGGAUCAGUCGGAGCCCUCUGGCUUGCCAGAGUUUGGACCUUAGUGAAGAUUUCUUUGCCUACCCUUUGUCCUCUUCUUCGUCCACUGAUACUGACACUCUCACAACACGAAAAUCUCCCUCCUCGUUCAAAUCGAUGAGCAUCCCCGGACCUGACGACAGCAUUUCUUUUAGCGUUACGGCCGCAUUUCCUGCCCACCCACCAAUCUCUAAGGCUAAUUUUACCGAGCUGACAGUGUUUAAUGGAAGCAGGUUGGGACUACGGUGUGCAAUUAGCCUCACAAAGGACAAAACUGCAUCUCUUCCUCUCUGGCCACUGAUUCUACACUUUGCCAAUGAGACCGUACCCCACGCUCGUCUGCCUUUCGGAAAACUUGAAUUUUUUGCCCGUCCUCUAUCUCUUGAGGUCUACCUAAGUACUGAGGUCAACAAUGCAACGACUCCUGGUGUGUACAGUUGCAUUUCGAGCAGCACGAACCCUCGGGAGAUCAACCCACAGGGACUGAGUCUGAAAACCAAGCCUAAUGCGGCGCCCUUUAUUAUGGAACCCAACCUUCCGGUGCGUUAUUUCAUGCCCGGUGAAGUAAUCCGGCUUGUCUGCCGUGCCACUGGGAUGCCGCCGCCGCUACUUGUCUGGAGGAUGAUCGCCCAGGGCUCAGCUCUGAAGACUUCAAACGAGACUCAGGUUUUACGGCAGUGUGAAGGAAAAAUUGACUCGACCGGACUUUUAGUCGCUGCCGACAAUCAGGCACCGUCCACUACUGUCUGCAACCUAGUCCUUGAACCGCCAAACUCGACGCAGAACGUUACCGUGCAGUGUGUGGCUGUGAAUUUGGUCGGUGAGGCCAAGUCAAGCCUCUCGCUAGUUGUUGUUCUUGGCUCGGCCUCUUCUAAGUACUCUCAAAUGUUCCAUCGAGUCGUACGGAGUUAUGCCUUCUGGAUCACUUUCCCGUUGGUAUUCUGCCUCUGUCUGUUCAUCGGCCUCGCCACCUGUAUUUAUAAAAAGAGCCGGAAAAUAGCAAUUGCGGAAAAGCUAAUACAAAUGGACAACUUGCUCUAUGCAAGACCGACAAAGUCUCAACUUUUGGAGAUUUCAAGUGCAUCCUAUUCUUCCAACCAGCUUUUCAUUAGGCAGUUAAUGCCGACAGAAGAAAUGAGAAAAAAGUGGUGCCUUGACAGAAGGAAUUUAAAAGGACUUUCCAAGCCGCUGGGAACGGGCCAUUAUGGUACCGUCCUUAAGGGGGUCUACAUCUCACCAGACCACAAGGAUAAAAAGUCACCCGCGGAUUCCUUUUUUGUUGCCGUAAAAACUCCCUCUGCUGAGCUGAGCAGUCUGACUUGCUUCAGAAAUGAACUCCUCCAUCUGAUGAAGCUAUCCGGAGGGCCGAAUAUUGUCAGUCUGAUUGGCUGCAUCGUUGGUGUUAGAGAGGACAUGAGUGAUUCCCUCCUUCUCAUGGAGUUUUGCCCAAACACAAGCCUGAGCGAGUAUUUAGUGCAAGUGUUUCACCCGAGGCCCUACCAAGCCAACCUUGCUCGCACCUUUCAGAGCGCAGAAGGUACCUCCAACACUCUGAGCACUCGCCUUUCCUCAACCACCUUUCCGUACGAGGCCUUCUCAGGAAAUACCUCCAGCGGUGGGUACGUUUCAGUCAUUCAGCCCCAACCAUCCGGCUGUUACACAUGGAGAGCCCUCUACCGCGACCAUGGUUUGAUGUCUUCCAGACAUCGACGUGCGCGAACUGGCAACUCCUUUGUCUACCAGCGCAUUGAUGGUGACUAUAGUACCUUCCUUAUGGGUAUAGCGCAAGGUAUUGCCCGAGGUCUGGAGUUUCUCAGCCAGAAUUUUGUCAUUCAUCGCGACAUUGCCACACGAAAUGUCCUCCUUGAUAGUCGUCAGGUGCCUAAGAUUUGCGAUUUCGGGUUAGCCGUCACAGUAGGAGGUGAGUCUUCGGCCACUGAUGGAACAAACUUAUCCUCCGAACCAGGCGCAGGUUGUUACCGUAUCAUUACCUUUGCUAAGCAGCUGCCCUUUCGCAUACUUCCACCGGAGGCACUGUCUAAUCAAAUGUUUUACCUGACCUCCGAUGUCUGGGAAUUUGGACUUUUGCUCUGGCAAAUGUUCUUUCUUGAGACCCGAAAGCCUUUUGAAAGCGUACAGACCUCAGAAGCCCUUCUCCGCCUUCUUACUUCCACAACUCGACUCUGUCCAGAAAAACCACCAAUCUCCCCACCUUCCUCACCUCCAACUCUAGAUCGUCCGCCGGCAGUUUCUUCCGCAUUAUGGACACUGAUGUGUGACUGCUGGCAUCUGGAGCCCACUCGAAGGCCCUCAGCCACGGAGGUACGACAGCGAGUCGAUGACUGUAUUGCUCUUCUAGAAUCGGGUUACACACCAAGCGAGCAGCUCGAUAACAACAGCGAUUCGGUCAGCUACCAGAUUCUCCGACGGCCCAGCGCGACUUCUGAGAUGCGCGAAAUGGCUUGUGGAGACCUUUCUGCUGAUUGUCUUCGUACUCCACCCCAGCCCCGCAACUAUGAAAACGUUGUUCCACUGAAUGUCGAUGAUGAAUAUCUGGAAGCCAGGGAGUCUCUCUGUCCUAUGUGA